Messenger RNA from Schistosoma turkestanicum, 5578 nucleotides. Lineage: Eukaryota; Metazoa; Platyhelminthes; Trematoda; Strigeidida; Schistosomatidae. The record is from the annotation of a GenBank genome assembly.
UUUCAUUAUCAAAGGCUAAAUUUAUUCUUGUUGAUUAUAUGUUCAUACAAUGAUUAUUAGAUAUUAUUCAUUAAUUCAAUUCAUUAUAAUACUGAUAUGUUUUGUAAAAUAUAUGAAUUGUAUACCAACCAAUAUAUCACAUUUUAAUGAUAGUUUUACGACUACUACUACUACUACAAGUACAACUACAGCGACUACUACUACAGCCACUACGACUCCCACUACUACUACUACUACUACUACUACUACUACAGCUAGCACGACUCCCACUCCUCCUCCUCCUACUACUACUACUACUACUACAGCUACCACGACUCCAACUACUACGACUACCACUCCUCCUCCUCCUACUACUACUACUACCACUAUAGAUACUACUAAUACUGUUACUACUACUGAGCCUACAACUUCUGUACCAACUACAACUCAUAGUGUAAUUGAUACUACAAAUAUGGAGACUACUAAAGUGACAGUAACCACCAAUACAACUAAUUCAACAAUAAUUUCACUGAAUUCUACAAAUAGUUCUUUCCCACGUACCCAUAGAUCUUUAAACACAGAAGAUGAGAAUCAUUUAUCAGAAAAGAUUACAAGUACUAUUGAGUUUAUGACAAGUACAGUUUCACCAUCAACUACAACUAUGGACAUAAAUGAAACAACAACUGAAGAAUAUACAACCACAACAUUAUCAUCAUCAACAACAACACAAGAAGAACUUGUUAGUCAUUUAAAGAAUAUGACUACAUCACCAACACCUGGAAUAAAUUCAACCAAUAUUCCUUCAAAUAAUACAACUGAAGAAUAUACCACCACAACUUCAUCACCAACAACACAAGAACAACUUGCUAGUCAUUUAAAGAAUAUGACUACAUCAUCAACACCUGGAAUAAAUUCGACCCAUAUUCCUUCAAAUCAUUCUAGUCAUUCAACUCGACGUCAUACUAUAAAAGGAAGAGUUAUUUUAGCUACAACACGUGAAAGAGGUAGUAGAGUAUGGGGAUUAACUGCAAGAAAAGCUGAAAUAGCUUGUCAUCGAUUUGUGAAAAAUCGUAAAAUUAUUGCACCACUAACUAAUAGAACAACAAACAAGGUAUUACAUAAAAAGGGUAUGAAACCAAGUGAUUUAUAUCAAGGUCAUCUGCUGUCUGUUAGUUCAAAUGAGGAAAUUAUACAUUUAGUAAGCCUCAUGGGUAAUGUACCAGUUGGAUCAUAUUGGACAGGUGGUAGAUUAGUAAGAUCAAAACAUACUGGAAUUUAUGAUGGAAGUACUAUGAACUCGAGGAUAAUGUUAACAUGGUCGGAUGGUCGAACUACACCUGCAAACAUAUUGGGUAUAACUAAUGAGGAUGAGAAUAAUCUUGAACCAGGUGUGACAUAUUGUCUGUCAUUAGAUAUUGUACGACUUACAUGGCAAGCUCGUGAUUGUGAACAUCGUUUACCGUAUGCAUGUUUGAUUACUGUACGAAAUGUUCUUAUUCAAACUAACACUGGUAAUUCAUCAAUUGUUGUUAAAACACCUCAGUCCAUUAAUGGUACACAAACUUUUGUCAAUCAUAGUAAUAUUACUUCGAAAAGUCAUGGAGAAGUACUUGAAAAUUCCACUACAUUUGUCAACAAUUCAGUAAAUAGUCAACAUUUGAAAAAUAAUCAAACCGUUUCAUCUUUAUCAGAGAUCACUCCAGCAACUCCAACAUUCACAACCAAUGCAGCAAGUACUACAGAGAAUUCGUCUAUUGUGACAAAUACUACUGCAUCAUCUCAUGAUCAGAAUAGUUUACAUUUAGUUACCACAACCGCAUCUACCGUACCUCCCAAGGUGACUGAGAAUAGUGAUUUAAAGCAAAGCAGUGGAAAUUCUUCCAAGACACAGUCUACAGAAUCCACUUCUGAAAAUAAUCACACUGUUGAUGUUCCCCCUCUUCCCAAAGCUCAACUGUUUGACAGUGAUGACGAUAAUGAUAACGACAAUGAUCGUGAUGACGAUGAUGAUGAUAAGGAUGACGAUGAUGAUGAUGAUGAUGAAAAUGAAGAUGUUCAGAAUAGAAAUAGAAAAAGAAAACUUUUUGGAGGUCCAGAUGAUUUUGAUGAAGAGGAUCUAGAGUCGAUAUUGAGUGGCAUUUCUCAAAUACACAUAACACGACCACCAGUUAUUACAACAACAACAACAACUACUACUACCACUACUACUCCUGCUACUACUACUACUACAACUACCACUACUACUACUCCUGCUACUACUACUACUAUCACUACUACUCCUACUACUACUACAACUCUUCCUCCCACUACUGUUGCUCCUGCAACCGCUCCCACUACGACUAUUACUUCUACUACCAAUACUAAUCCUCAUAAUGAUAUCACUACGGAUAAUACUAUACCAGCUAGAACACACUUACGGGAAUCGGUUAUGCUAACGACACCAGCAAAUAAUGAGUCACAGUUACUGUGGAAAACGCUGUCUAAUUCGACAGUAAGUGUCGAAACUACUUCCACUACAGCUAAUCCUGGUGUUGCUUCCACUAUCACUGCUACUACUCCUACUGAAUCUUCUACUUCCACGACUGUUGCUGCUGCUACAACCACUAAUAGUACAGCUGCAGCCAAUGGAGAAAUGUUCACAGAAAAAGCUACUGAAAAUAUUGAGAUGACGAGUGAAACAUCACCGACACCAGCUGAAGCGAACUUACAGGAAUCGGCUAUGCUAACGACACCAGCAAAUAAUGAGUCACAGUUACUUUGGAAAGCGCUGUCUAAUUCGACGGUAAUUGUUGAAACUACUUCAUCUACAGCUAAUCCUGGUGUUACUUCCACUACCACUGCUACUACUCCUACUGAAACUACUGCUUCUUCGACUGUUACUGCUGCUACAACCAGUAAUAGUACAGCUGCAGCCAAUGGAGAAAUGUUCACAGAAAAAGCUACUGAAAAUAUUGAGAUGACGAGGGAAACAUCACCGACAACAGCUGAAGCGAACUUACAGGAAUCGGCUAUGCUAACGACACCAGCAAAUAAUGAGUCACAGUUACUUUGGAAAGCGCUGUCUAAUUCGACGGUAAUUGUUGAAACUACUUCAUCUACAGCUAAUCCUGGUGUUGCUUCCACUACCACUGCUACUACUCCUACUGAAUCUUCUACUUCCACGACUGUUGCUGCUGCUACGACCACUAAUAGUACAACUGCAGCCAAUGGAGAAAUGUUCACAGAAAAAGCUACUGAAAAUAUUGAGAUGUCGAGUGAAACAUCACCGACACCAGCUGAAGCGAACUUACAGGAAUCGGUUAUGCUAACGACACCAGCAAAUAAUGAGUCACAGUUACUUUGGAAAGCGCUGUCUAAUUCGACGGUAAUUGUUGAAACUACUUCAUCUACAGCUAAUCCUGGUGUUACUUCCACUACCACUGCUACUACUCCUACUGAAACUACUGCUUCUUCGACUGUUGCUGCUGCUACAACCACUAAUAGUACAACUGCAGCCAAUGAACAAAUGUCUACAGAAAAAUCGAAUGAAAAUACUGAGAUCUCGAAUGAAACAUCACCGACACCAGCUGAAGCGAACUUACAGGAAUCGGCUAUGCUAACGACACCAGCAAAUAAUGAGUCACAGUUACUUUGGAAAGCGCUGUCUAAUUCGACGGUAAUUGUUGAAACUACUUCAACUACAGCUAAUCCUGAGGUUUCUAUCACUACCACUGCUACUACUCCUACUGAAACUACUGCUUCUUCGACUGUUACUGCUGCUACAACCAGUAAUAGUACAGCUGCAGCCAAUGGAGAAAUGUCCACAGAAAAAGCUACUGAAAAUAUUGAGAUGACGAGUGAAACAUCACCGACACCAGCUGAAGCGAACUUACAGGAAUCGGCUAUGCUAACGACACCAGCAAAUAAUGAGUCACAGUUACUUUGGAAAGCGCUGUCUAAUUCGACGGUAAUUGUUGAAACUACUUCAUCUACAGCUAAUCCUGGUGUUACUUCCACUACCACUGCUACUACUCCUACUGAAACUACUGCUUCUUCGACUGUUACUGCUGCUACAACCAGUAAUAGUACAGCUGCAGCCAAUGGAGAAAUGUUCACAGAAAAAGCUACUGAAAAUAUUGAGAUGUCGAGUGAAACAUCACCGACACCAGCUGAAGCGAACUUACAGGAAUCGGCUAUGCUAACGACACCAGCAAAUAAUGAGUCACAGUUACUUUGGAAAGCGCUGUCUAAUUCGACGGUAAUUGUUGAAACUACUUCAACUACAGCUAAUCCUGAGGUUUCUAUCACUACCACUGCUACUACUCCUACUGAAACUACUGCUUCUUCGACUGUUACUGCUGCUACAACCAGUAAUAGUACAGCUGCAGCCAAUGGAGAAAUGUUCACAGAAAAAGCUACUGAAAAUAUUGAGAUGACGAGGGAAACAUCACCGACAACAGCUGAAGCGAACUUACAGGAAUCGGCUAUGCUAACGACACCAGCAAAUAAUGAGUCACAGUUACUUUGGAAAGCGCUGUCUAAUUCGACGGUAAUUGUUGAAACUACUUCAACUACAGCUAAUCCUGAGGUUUCUAUCACUACCACUGCUACUACUCCUACUGAAACUACUGCUUCUUCGACUGUUACUGCUGCUACAACCAGUAAUAGUACAGCUGCAGCCAAUGGAGAAAUGUUCACAGAAAAAGCUACUGAAAAUAUUGAGAUGACGAGUGAAACAUCACCGACACCAGCUGAAGCGAACUUACAGGAAUCGGCUAUGCUAACGACACCAGCAAAUAAUGAGUCACAGUUACUUUGGAAAGCGCUGUCUAAUUCGACGGUAAUUGUUGAAACUACUUCAUCUACAGCUAAUCCUGGUGUUACUUCCACUACCACUGCUACUACUCCUACUGAAACUACUGCUUCUUCGACUGUUACUGCUGCUACAACCAGUAAUAGUACAGCUGCAGCUAAUGAAGGAAUGUUCACAGAAAAAGCUACUGAAAAUAUUGAGAUGUCGAGUGAAACAUCAUCGCCACUUAAUAAUUCAUAUAUGAUGAGGUCCUCAGAAUCCCCUAUUUUAUCAAGUGAUUCCUUCGAAGAAGGUUUUACUUCUACAACCACUAAAACACACUUACAGCAAUCGACUCUUCCUACAACACGAGCAAAUAACGUGUCGAAAUUGUUGAUAAGAACAAUAUCGAAUUCGACACUAAAUGUUGAAACACUGUCAACUCCGCUAAUGGAAUCUGCAGAACAAACGAUAUCCACACCAGAACCAUUAGCAACGGAAAUCUCAUCUACGUUAACAGCACCGAUGUCACUUCAAUCAGUGUUAACAACUGAACCAACCCUUUCAACAACAUCUACAGAGCUUCAAUCAGAAGGAAUAGCUGAGUCGAUAGGCUUGGAGAAUGUCACCACAUCUGAGGUCACAACACCAACGACAUUACAACCAACUAUAUCAUCCGAGUCGAAUACAACUGUCGGAUUAGAAUCAACAGAAAAUGCACUUGGAUCUAAUACACCUUUGUCAACACAAUCAAUAACCGUGUCUGAAUCAACAAUACCAACAGAGUCUAUGGUUAUGGAAACUCCGCAAUCUAUAAUAGUAACUUAG